AUGGAUAACAACAUGGAACUCGACCCAGCGCGGUCACCGGAGCCUCAUCACCUCUCGCCCACCACCGAUCCUGGGUCUAUACCCACACUGGAUGGAUGGAUUGAGAACUUGAUGGCCUGCAAGCAGCUCGCCGAGGAUGAUGUGCGGAGACUGUGUGAUCGAGCAAGAGAAGUAUUGCGGGAGGAAUCUAAUGUGCAGCCGGUCAAAUGCCCCGUGACCGUCUGUGGUGAUAUACAUGGUCAAUUCCAUGACCUAAUGGAGCUGUUCCGCAUCGGCGGUCCUAACCCCGAUACAAACUACCUCUUCAUGGGCGACUACGUCGAUCGUGGUUAUUACUCCGUAGAGACUGUUACUCUCCUUGUUUGUCUUAAAAUCCGUUACCCCCAGCGCAUCACUAUUCUUCGAGGAAACCACGAGUCUCGUCAGAUCACACAAGUGUAUGGAUUCUAUGACGAGUGCUUGCGCAAAUACGGCAAUGCCAACGUCUGGAAAUACUUCACCGACCUCUUUGACUAUCUUCCUCUCACCGCCCUCAUUGAGAAUCAGAUCUUCUGUCUGCAUGGCGGCCUGAGUCCCUCCAUCGACACCCUCGACAACAUUCGAUCCCUGGAUCGGAUCCAGGAAGUUCCUCACGAGGGACCUAUGUGCGAUCUCCUUUGGAGUGACCCCGAUGACAGAUGCGGCUGGGGUAUCUCCCCCCGUGGUGCUGGUUACACAUUUGGGCAGGAUAUUUCGGAGGCAUUCAAUCACAACAACGGCUUGACUCUUGUCGCACGCGCGCAUCAAUUGGUCAUGGAGGGAUAUAAUUGGUCGCAGGACAGAAAUGUGGUCACCAUUUUCUCAGCCCCCAACUAUUGUUACCGUUGCGGUAAUCAAGCCGCCAUCAUGGAGAUCGACGAACAUCUCAAAUACACAUUCUUACAAUUUGAUCCUUGCCCGCGUGCGGGAGAGCCGAUGGUUUCGAGACGUACACCUGAUUAUUUCUUGUGA
Aspergillus clavatus NRRL 1 is the source of this 990-nucleotide messenger RNA. Its product is annotated as serine/threonine-protein phosphatase. Gene Ontology annotation, biological process: mitotic cell cycle; peptidyl-serine dephosphorylation. Lineage: Eukaryota; Fungi; Ascomycota; Eurotiomycetes; Eurotiales; Aspergillaceae. The record is from RefSeq and is a predicted model, not a curated record. The transcript is spliced from 6 exons. Bases 1 to 990 code for a protein of 329 amino acids. Gene Ontology annotation, molecular function: protein serine/threonine phosphatase activity. Gene Ontology annotation, cellular component: cytosol.